Doryrhamphus excisus (bluestripe pipefish) is the source of this 2111-nucleotide messenger RNA. Its product is annotated as coiled-coil domain-containing protein 13-like. NCBI's taxonomy places the organism in Eukaryota, Metazoa, Chordata, Actinopteri, Syngnathiformes, Syngnathidae. The record is from RefSeq and is a predicted model, not a curated record. Gene Ontology annotation, cellular component: centriolar satellite. Gene Ontology annotation, biological process: cytoplasmic microtubule organization; non-motile cilium assembly.
AGCACUAGUGCCAACGCGUUUGCGCAUAAAAGGCUGACAUACCCGAGAAUGAGAAAUAACGCUUUUUCGCGCACUGUUUGCGAAAUAAGCAGCCAAUGUUUUCAACAGGUUGUGGUAAUGAACACCGUUUCAAACAAUUUGGGUAUAUUUUGUUUGGCGUGUUUACCUGUCAUCUGUUUGCUAACUAGCUUACUUGCCCCAGGAACAAUGCAAAACCAGGCAAUCAAUUGGGAAAACAACUUACACAGACAGAAUGAGAGUUUGAUGAACCAAAUGAGGGAGCUACGAGAUGAAAACAACUGUCUACUAAAACUUCUUGGUGAAAAGGACUUUGAAAUAAACAACAUGAGGAAGACCCUGGAGGAUGAGAGAGUGUUGAUCUUGGCCGGUGCAAACAGCUUGGCGGGAGACGCGGCUGCUGUCAAGAUUGUGGCAUUGUCCAAGAAGAACAGGGAGCUGACUGCUGAAGUGGAGCGGGAAAGGUCGAAAUUCAAACAGCACAACAACAGAAUCAAGGAUCUUGAAAAGCAGCUGCAGGCUACUCUGCAGUCACUACCAGGACAAAAGACUGAUGCCAACAAUGUCCAGAAACCAAACUUAGCCAAUGACACUGAGGAGAGUCCAGUGGUGAAGACCUUGAAGGACAAAUUAGCUGCUGCCCAGCUAAAAGCUACUGAGUACCGCAACCAGGUUCAGUUUCUCAAACAGGAGUUAAAAGUGGCUCAAAAGGUUUUGAUGAGCGAAGUCGGUGAAGAUGUAAACAUUCAGCAGUUACUGAGUUGUCCAGGUAGCUUUAGAGGACGUGCACAGCAGAUACUGGCUCUCCACGCAAGGGUGCGAGAUCUGGAGCAGCAGCUAAAGAAGGCAACGAGUCAGGCAUGUGUUCAGAGCGUGGAAGAAGAACGUGCUAGUUUUGGAAAUCCUCAAAAAAUCCCAACUCAGGUCCGAAACAUGUGCUACAUCCGGACAAUUGAGAAGGAAAAGAAGGAAGCCUUGGAGAGGAUCUCAGCUGGCUAUGAAGCACUCCAGAAAGAGCAUGAAGAGGUGAAGAAAAAGCUGGAAGCCUCCAAAGCUAGGAACAAAUGCUUGUCUGAUGAAAAGGCAGCUCAAAUAUCCGCCCUGAGGGUUAAAAGUAAACAUGACGACGAGCUUGUAGACGUUCUGCUGAAGGAGAAGGCCCAGAUGCAAGAGACGCUGACUCAGCUCACCAAACAAUUGGAAGCACGGAGCACGGUGACCCAGCCGAAAACGGUACAGAGGCUGGACACAGAGCUGUCCAUGCAGAAUACUCUCAUCCAGAACUUGUACCAAGUGGUUGCGGACAAGGAGAACACCAUCAAAGAAUUAGAGGAGAAAAUCCAGGAGUUUUCAGUCAAGCAGGAGCAGAGUGUGGAAGGUCAGGACACCAGCAGCGCCACUUCAGCAUUUUCAUCGAAAGAGGGCGCUAUUGAGAAGCAAACGUCUGUGCUUCCCUCAGCUGUCAACGGGCCGUGGUAUUUGUAACAGUGCACAUCGCUGAGGAACCUACAUUAUAGACAACCCAGUCCUCUGCCAGUUAAUGGUAUUACACAGUAGCCAAGACAGGUGACCAGAAGAGUGAUUCAUCACGUUUGACUCAUUUCAACCCAUCAGAACCUUUCCAGGCAAAACAUGAACGCGUAGAAACCUUUGUUGUACUGUAGGAACACAUUUUGUUUCUUCUCCAACCUCUUUUUCCCCUUCAUUUGUUCUUUCUGUCCGUAACAUUUGAAUUACACUUAAGAUGAAGCGCAGUGGCUUAUUUCACUUUUGAGAAAUGCUGAUGUUGUCUCCUGGCUGGCCACUGAGCUGGAGGAAAUGGAGCCACUGAGGGCAUCGCUAAAGAGCACUCAGCAUGGUGACCUGCAGCUUUACUUGCUUGACGUGAUGAGACAAGUCAAGCAUGGCUUCCUGUAGGCUCUGUGACAUCCUCAGUCAAGACUGCGAGCGCCGCAACUUGGCCUUGGCCUCCACUACUCCUACCUUCUCUUGUCACGUGACAGAUAGCAGCCUGCAGGAACAGGCUCCUCUUUGUCCUUAUUAUUCCUCCUUUCCAUCUUCACCUUCGUCGUACUUGACUUUGGGAGUCUGCU